AUGCACAUUGAAAUCAACCAACCAAUCAUGCGAGCAGGUGACCCCCAUUAUGCGCCUGGGCGCGCACACAACGCUGCAGCUGGCGGACCUCCCCCCACCCCCGCGCACCUGGCGCGCGGAUUGGCUGGACGCGCAAACGGCAUGCAUCAUGGACGGGGAGCAGGGGGAAGGGGGCGGAAGGAGGAGGAGUAUUUUGAAGGGGAGGGGGAGGAGAGGGGGCGGAAGGAGGAGUAUAUUGAAGGGGAGGGGGAGGAGAGGGGGCGGAAGGAGGAGGAGUAUAUUGAAGGGGAGGGGGAGGAGAGGGGGCGGAAGGAGGACGAGCAGUGUGAAGGGGAGCAGGGGGAAAGGCGGGCGGGGAGGGGAAGCGGUCAGUUGGUGGUGUCGGGCGGAUGGAAGGCAGGGGGCAGGGGCAGAGGGAAGUGGCCGUUUUGGGCUGUUCUGUAUUGGCCGCACCGGUGGGCGCUGUUGCUGCUCGCAGUGAUGUUUCUCGGGGAGUCGAUGCUGCAUGUCGUCAAGGCCGUGCUUCUGUAUCGCAUAAUCGCCUUCCUGGAAGCGUGUGACAGCAGUAGCAGCAGUGACGGCAGCAGCUGUGUGGAAGGGCAGUGCGGGUCCAUUGAAGGGUAUCUCACGGCAGCAGGGCUGGGCGCACUGGCCGUGGCGCUGGCCGUGGCGACCCAGCACCUGUGCUACCGCGCAUACGUCUCCCCUCCCCCUUCCGACCCCUCCACCAGCCCAAGCUCCCAGCCUCUGCCACCCAAACUCGGCCAAACUGCUUUUGCUUAUUUUCGCCCAUCCCCCCACCCUUCCCCCAACUGUUCUCCCCACACCGGUCUUCCUCCCCUUCCCUCCCACACGUUCCAUCUCCUUCUCUUCCCCUGCAGUGCACCGCCACCUCCUCACACUCACCGCCAGCGCGCUGAGCCACGUCAGCAGUGGGCACUGUAUCAAACCUGCUGUCCAAUGACUGUGCGCCGAUUGGACGACCUGGUGUUCUGCAGCCAGGCGCUCUGGGUGGUGAGGCGAAGUGCACGAUUGGGAGUGGUGCCAGGGAUGGGGGAUGGGGAAUGGGGCUCUUGUGUUGGUCACGUGGCUGGUAGCGAGGAGAUUGGAUGGGUGCCCACCAUCGCUGGGCAUUGCCACUCAACUGCUGCUUCUUCCGCUACAGGUUCCUGCUUCCUUUCUCCCACAUGCACGCUGCUCUCUCCCUCCCAAACAACCGAGCAAUACCAGCUGGCAUGUGGGAAGUGGAGGGUGUGGCUGCGGGCAAAAACUGCGGAGGCCACUGAUGCACGCGUCAAGCACACAGAAGAGGUGGGCGGUUGGGGAGGAGGGAGAGGGAAAGAGUGGGGAUGGGGGAGGGGACGAGGAGGGUUGGAUGGGGGAGGGGAGGAGAGGGGUUGGGUGAGGGAGGGGAGGAGAGGGGUUGGCCUGCAGUGGACAGCCGCCCUCAACGCCGUGACGGCUGCACUCUACUUCUCAUUCACCUCCGUGGUUGCUUUUGAGUCGUCUAUUAAUCCCCUCCAUCCUCCCUUUCCCCUCCCGUAUACCAGCCUGCAGUGGACAGCCGCCCUCAACGCCGUGACGGCUGCGCUCUAA
This is a messenger RNA of Closterium sp. Naga37s-1, 1596 nucleotides long. The record is from the annotation of a GenBank genome assembly. NCBI's taxonomy places the organism in Eukaryota, Viridiplantae, Streptophyta, Zygnematophyceae, Desmidiales, Closteriaceae.